Ipomoea nil (Japanese morning glory) is the source of this 1450-nucleotide messenger RNA. Its product is annotated as RNA-binding protein 38-like. The transcript has 8 exons. The record is from RefSeq and is a predicted model, not a curated record. Lineage: Eukaryota; Viridiplantae; Streptophyta; Magnoliopsida; Solanales; Convolvulaceae. Gene Ontology annotation, molecular function: RNA binding. Bases 245 to 1036 code for a protein of 263 amino acids.
UCUCUCUCUCUCUCUCUCUCUCUUCACCAAGAAUACGUUCGUGGCUUUGCUGGCUUCACCUAACGCGGUGCCCUCCGGCCCCACACGCUCUCUCCUCUCCUCUUUUCCCUCCUUCAAUCCCCGCCCCCGCGCCAUAGCUAGCCGCGAAGGGUUUUGCGCGGGUUCCUCUUUCUGAUUAUACUGGCCGGAAUCAAUCAAUCAAUCUGGUGAGUAGAGGAAUUGAAGGGUUUUGUGGUGGUGGUAGAUGGCGGCGCAGCACGCGAGCACAGCUCCGGCGGGGGGCGGCGGGCCGGGGCCGGGUCAGUUCGGUGACACGACGUUGACGAAGGUGUUCGUGGGAGGGCUGGCGUGGGAGACGCAGAGCGAGUCGCUAAGGCGAUACUUUGAGCAGUUCGGCGAGAUACUUGAGGGCGUCGUCAUCACCGAUAAGCACACCGGGCGGUCCAAAGGCUAUGGCUUUGUGACAUUCCGGGAUCCUGAAGCUGCAAGUAGGGCUUGUGCCAACCCAAAUCCAGUUAUUGAUGGUAGGAGGGCAAACUGCAAUCUGGCUUCCCUGGGCCGGCCUCAACCAUUUCUUCACGGUUCUUUUAGAUCAACCCUCCCCCAUCUGGGGCCGCAAGGUUUUAGAGGUGUGUACAUGGGAAACCCGGUUUACCAGCUGCCAGUUCCAUAUGGCUAUCAACCUGGAGUGCCUUAUCCUGCAUAUAGGUACCCAACUUAUGCCCCUGAAUAUGCAUACCCUCAGAUUUAUGGGUUAUCAGGCACAAAUCCAUUGCCGGUUGGUCACAUGUCUCCCCAACCUGGCAGUCCGGGGUAUACAAUGGUGCGGGGUUAUCUCAUGCCAGGUCCUCAUCAUAUGGUACAGUAUCAUAGACCUAAUGUUAGUGGAACAAUCACAGACGGGACUACUACUGCAAUGCAAAUACCAUAUCAUUCAGGUAUUGUGAUGCCAUCUCUGGGUCAACCACAGAUUGCAGUCCGCUCACAUUUACCCCAGUUCCCUCAGGGUAGUGGCUCUAAUCAAAUGUCAGGUUGAAUUGUUGCAUCAUAUCUUCUUCAUCUAGAACUUGUGGUGGAUACAGGAAAUCAGUGAGAUGCAAAAAGAAAGUUGUUACUUGAGGGAGGGCGGGGCGACUUUUGAAUCUGACCUUUGGAAGUUAACCCGAAAUGCAUUGAAAGGUCUUCCAAAGUCGUGGCUACUAAAAUCAAAUCAAAUCAUUGUAAAAUAUCUCUGGUUACAUUUCAUGCCAGUGCUUCAAGUCAAGUCACUGGUCCAUUCCAUUCCUGUAAGUAAUUGUGAUUGCGGUAAGCUGGUUUCCUGCAAUCAAUCGUGCGUUUGGGAGAAUCAACACAUGAUUCUUGAAUGGUGUUGGUCCGGUCCAGGGUGUUAAUUGGACCAACAAAACAAUAUAUUCUUCUCAUCGUCUAGUCUAGUGUCAGUUCAUCAUCA